AUGCCGAGUGCUGGCAGCGAGUGCUGCUGCGAGCUCCGCCAGGGCCACGCGCAGCGACUGGCGAGUGACUUCAUGACUCACCCGUGUGGUGCUGCCAGCGCUGUCAGUGUGGGGAGCUUCAGCCCUCACCCGUGUGGUGCUGCCAGCGCUGUCAGUGUGGGGAGCUUCAGCCCUCACCCGUGUGGUGCUGCCAGCGCUGUCAGUGUGGGGAGCUUCAGCCCUCACCCGUGUGGUGCUGCCAGCGCUGUCAGUGUGGGGAGCUUCAGCCCUCACCCGUGUGGUGCUGCCAGCGCUGUCAGUGUGGGGAGCUUCAGCCCUCACCCGUGUGGUGCUGCCAGCGCUGUCAGUGUGGGGAGCUUCAGCCCUCACCCGUGUGGUGCUGCCAGCGCUGUCAGUGUGGGGAGCUUCAGCCCUCACCCGUGUGGUGCUGCCAGCGCUGUCAGUGUGGGGAGCUUCAGCCCUCACCCGUGUGGUGCUGCCAGCGCUGUCAGUGUGGGGAGCUUCAGCCCUCACCCGUGUGGUGCUGCCAGCGCUGUCAGUGUGGGGAGCUUCAGCCCUCACCCGUGUGGUGCUGCCAGCGCUGUCAGUGUGGGGAGCUUCAGCCCUCACCCGUGUGGUGCUGCCAGCGCUGUCAGUGUGGGGAGCUUCAGCCCUCACCUGUGUGGUGCUGCCAGCCCCAGCGGUGCGGGGAGCUUCAGCCCUCAGCCAUGCGGUGGUUCUUCCAUCCUCACCCCUGUGGUGAUGCUACCAAACCUUCAGGCCUUGCUAUCUGUUGCUUUGGAUGUCAUCGAAUUGGCUCAAGUGCUGAAAAACCAGCGAUGCUUUACACAGUUUUGCAUUAGCCUGAAUCGUCCUCCACAGAAAGCAACGGCCAAGCCCACAGGGCGAGACCGGCUCCCUCACGGCGGAGCCAGGCCGGCAGCGCAGCCCGAGGCCGAGCCGGCAGCCGAGACCGAGGCCGGGCCCGAGCCGCCGCGCGAGCCCAGCGGCGCCGCCGAGGAGGAGGAGAAGGAGAAGGAGGGAGAGGAGCGCGAGGCGGCGCCCGGAGCCCCCGCCGAGGAGGAGGAGAAGGAGAAGGAGGGAGAGGAGCGCGAGGCGGCGCCCGGCGCCCCCGCCGCGCCCGAGGGAGUUAAAACUAAAGUCUUUGCCUCUUCCAGGUACAUCUUUCUGGAGUACAUGUCUCCAUCUCAUGCCGUGGAUGCUGUGAAGAAUGCUGAUGGAUACAAGCUGGAUAAGCAGCACACUUUCAGAGUCAACCUUUUCACAGACUUUGAUAAGUACAUGACAAUCAGUGAUGAAUGGGAAAUCCCUGAGAAACAGCCAUUUAAGGAUUUGGGGAAUCUGCGCUACUGGUUGGAAGACCCAGACUGUAGGGAUCAGUACAGCGUGAUCUUUGAGUCGGGAGACCGGACCUCCAUUUUUUGGAACGAUAUCAAGGAGCCUGUUCAAAUUGAGGACAGAGCACGAUGGACAGAAACCUAUGUACGUUGGUCCCCAAAAGGCACGUACUUGGCUACAUUCCACCAGAGAGGUAUCGCGCUUUGGGGUGGAGAGAAGUUCAAGCAGAUUCAGAGGUUUAGUCACCAGGGAGUGCAGCUUAUCGACUUCUCGCCUUGUGAAAGGUACUUGGUGACCUUCAGCCCGUUGAUGGACACGCAGGAUGACCCUCAGGCUAUUAUCAUUUGGGACAUUCUGACUGGGCAAAAGAAGAGAGGAUUCCACUGUGAAAACUCGGCUCACUGGCCUAUUUUUAAAUGGAGUCAUGAUGGUAAAUUCUUUGCUCGAAUGACUUCAGAUACACUCAGCAUCUACGAAACACCUUCUAUGGGUUUGUUGGACAAAAAAAGCUUGAAAAUCAAUGGGAUAAGAGACUUUUCAUGGUCUCCAGGUGGUAACAUAAUUGCUUUCUGGGUGCCUGAGGACAAAGACAUCCCAGCAAGAGUGACUUUGAUGCAGCUGCCUUCUAGACAAGAAAUUCGUGUGCGGAAUUUGUUCAAUGUUGUCGAUUGUAAACUGCACUGGCAGAAGAAUGGGGAUUACCUGUGCGUGAAGGUAGACAGGACUCCCAAAGGUACACAGGGCGUAGUAACCAACUUUGAGAUAUUCCGAAUGCGAGAGAAACAGGUGCCAGUGGAUGUGGUAGAAAUGAAAGAAAGCAUCAUAGCCUUCGCCUGGGAACCAAAUGGAAGCAAGUUUGCUGUGCUGCAUGGAGAAACACCUCGAAUUUCAGUUUCUUUUUACCAUGUUAAAAACAACGGGAAAAUAGAACUGAUAAAAACAUUUGACAAACAGCAGGCAAACACAAUAUUCUGGAGUCCUCAAGGACAGUUUGUAGUUUUGGCUGGACUCAGAAGCAUGAAUGGUGCCUUAGCAUUUGUUGAUACAUCUGACUGCACCAUGAUGAAUAUUGCUGAACACUAUACAGCUUCAGAUGUUGAAUGGGAUCCUACAGGCAGAUACAUUGUGACUUCCGUGUCUUGGUGGAGUCACAAGGUGGACAAUGCCUAUUGGUUAUGGACCUUCCAAGGCCGCCUGCUUCAGAAGAACAAUAAAGACAGGUUCUGUCAGCUUCUUUGGAGACCCCGACCAGCUACUCUGCUCAGUGAGGAUCAGAUAAAGCAAAUUAAGAAGGACCUGAAGAAAUACUCCAAGAUUUUUGAACAGAAGGAUCGUCUGAGCCAAUCCAAAGCUUCAAAGGAACUGGUGGAAAGGAGACGUACAAUGAUGGAAGAGUUCAGAAAAUACCGCAAGAUGGCCCAGGAGUUGUACCUGGAGCAGAGGAAUGAGCGUUUGGAGCUCCGAGGAGGUGUGGACACAGAUGAACUGGACAGCAACGUUGAUGACUGGGAGGAGGAGACCGUUGAGUUUUUUAUCAAUGAAGAAAUUAUUACCAUUGCAGAACCAGAGUAAUCCAAUAAAACUGUGCACCACCGUAUUUUGUGCUGAAAAGAGGUUCGUUUUUGGAAAGCCUACAUCAACUUUGGAAUUUUUAAUGCAUAUUCCCACACUCUGGAAGGGUGGAUGCACCAGGUUUUCACCAUUUUGACACAUUGUAGUGCCUUUAAAUCUUGCUGCCUGCUGCAGUGGGAUAUUGGAAAGGCACUGCUUUUAAUUUUUUUUUUUAUGAAUUGUUUUUCUUUUUAAAUCCACUGCUACCAGUAUUUACUUCCCGAAUCCUGUGCAGUGCUUACCAACUGGCAGUUUUUUACUGUUGCCAGUGAGGUGGGUUUCAUCAGUGCACCUCUGUCUUACACACACGCACGAUGUUUCUGUUUCAGGACUCUUUUUAUGUCUCAAGUGCAUGGACAGGUGUUCAUUUUUUGGGGGGAAAAGGCAGCAGAACCAUUUUUCGUAUGAUGUGCUUUAGUGUGCUGAAGCAGCACUACAGUGGGCUAUAUCCUCCUCCUUUCAGAUUGGGAAAGGAUCUGUUCCCUCAACGAGCUGAAUAUGGAAAUAAAAGCAGACCUAUACUAAAA
Tinamus guttatus (white-throated tinamou) is the source of this 3476-nucleotide messenger RNA. NCBI's taxonomy places the organism in Eukaryota, Metazoa, Chordata, Aves, Tinamiformes, Tinamidae. The record is from RefSeq and is a predicted model, not a curated record.